Rhizopus microsporus ATCC 52813 is the source of this 546-nucleotide messenger RNA. RefSeq lists its product as uncharacterized. The transcript has a single exon. Gene Ontology annotation, molecular function: zinc ion binding; nucleic acid binding. Gene Ontology annotation, biological process: mitotic DNA damage checkpoint signaling; mitotic DNA replication checkpoint signaling; nuclear DNA replication. NCBI's taxonomy places the organism in Eukaryota, Fungi, Mucoromycota, Mucoromycetes, Mucorales, Rhizopodaceae. The record is from RefSeq and is a predicted model, not a curated record. The annotation marks the transcript as partial. Gene Ontology annotation, cellular component: spliceosomal complex; nucleus.
UCUGACGUACGCCGUUUAUUAAAAAAGCAAAAGCUUGAACGACAAAGUUCUAGUCGAAUAAGUCAUCCAUUUGCUAAGUAUGACGACACAGGUCGCUUAAUCUGUAUUGUGUGCAAAUCACCCGUCAAGAACGAAAAUGUCUGGCAAGCUCAUCUUGGCUCUAAUCAUCAUAAAGAAAAUAUAGAGAAACUAAAGGCAUUAAAACAACAAAAGAGACCAGCUGCAGAGCCAGUACAGGCCGAACCACAACAGAAACGCGUUCGAUUUGAAGAUAUUGAACUAAGCGAUGAUGAUGAAGAAGAAGAAGAAGAAGGCCAUCUGCCAGCAGACUUUUUUGACCAGAACGCAACUGAAGAGCCUAUGGAUGAGGAUACUGUAGAAGAUGGUGUAGAGGAUAAUGUAAAAGAGAUGACUGUGAAACCAAAUACGAUACCUGCUGGAUUCUUUGAUGAUCCUGAACGAGAAGCAAAAGCUCAAGCGGCUGCUCAAGAACAAGCCAAGUUACAGUUAGAAAAGGAAUUGGAUGAAUUCCAAGAGGCAAUGCUA